AUGAACACGUGCGAAGUGCAGACGGUCGCGAGUCUGCGCCGGGCCGACCACAUCUGCAUCUGGGACACCACGCGCUGGCCCUUCCGCUACACGCACCACGGCAUUGUCUUUGCCCCGGGCGAGAGCGCCGCCGCCAUCCUCGUGGCCCACGUCUGGUCGCGCAAGAGGGGCUUCCGCGCGGGCCAAGCCGACUCGAAGUUCCAGCUCACGAGUCUCGCCGAGUUCCUCAACCAGCGGCCGCUGGCCGACAUGCGGCGCGUGCAGUACAACUCGUCGCUCGUGGGCGAAGCGUCGUCGCGACUGGGCGAAGUCCACCGGACACACGCCGACGCGCCGCCGGUGGUGCUCGCGCGCUGCCGCUUCUUGUUGGGGCUCGGCCAGGGCCACUUUAGCCUCUUGUCGCUCAAUUGCGAGCACGUGGCGCUCUGGUGUACCACCGGCGUGGGCUGGUCGAAGCAGGUGCUGUCUCGAUCCGAGACGAAAGUGCCGUUCCUGACGUCGUCGGCCAAGUCGGUCCAAGCGCUCGAGCGACUGGAGCUGCAGCUGCAGCGGCUUCGAGACGUUGCCAUGGAGAAGAACAGGCAGAUGGAAACGCUGCGCGGGAAGCGCGUGUACUUGCGGCUCAAAGGCACGGGCAAGUUUGCGAAACGGUUGGGCGACGAGCUCUACUUGGUGCAAGACGAUCCGAGCGAGAAGGACUGGGCGUUUCGCCAGAAACCGACGUCGCUGCGGCUAGCUGUUCGCGUCUCGGCGUACAACUGCGUGCGGGUGGAGUUUGAAGACUAUGACAAGCCUCGCGACGUGCUGUACGCGAGCUCGAGUGGGUUGAAGCUGAUCCAGCGCAGACCAAUGCAGUUUAAGCGCUGGUUUCAAUUCGAUCUUGGAUGGGACGGCGAACUGCAGAGUCUGCGUCAUCGUCGAUGGUUUGUGGGAGCGCAGACGCGUAAUGGGUUGCUACGCCCGUUCAUCUCGCGGGAUAAGGCUGCUGCGUUUGAGAUCAUUGACGCUGAUUCAAUGGACGUUCUGAGUCCAGUCAUGGAGCCUUCGUUUUGUGACUCGGAAGCCGAUGACUCGUUUGCGAUUCCUGUCCUGGAAAGAGCAGAGUCGGAGCCCGAGUUGGGCGUCGAUGACGACGAAGACGUUGGAGAUUUUACGUAA
This is a messenger RNA of Hyaloperonospora brassicae, 1158 nucleotides long. Lineage: Eukaryota; Oomycota; Peronosporomycetes; Peronosporales; Peronosporaceae. The record is from the annotation of a GenBank genome assembly.